Messenger RNA from Miscanthus lutarioriparius, 1188 nucleotides. NCBI's taxonomy places the organism in Eukaryota, Viridiplantae, Streptophyta, Magnoliopsida, Poales, Poaceae. The record is from the annotation of a GenBank genome assembly.
AUGAAGCGGCCGCUGCGGCGCUCCUUCGUCGUGCUCAUCUUCGUCGUGCUCGUCGGCGCGGCCUCGUUCUCCACCGCGCUCCGUCGCGCUGUGGCGCCCGCGCCCGCGUGGGAGCCCCCGGCGCCGCUGCCGCUCGACCCGGCGCGCCUUAACGCCACGCUGCUCCGCCUGGCCGCCGCCGAUACCUCGGAGGCGCCGCUGCGCCGGGACGUGGACGAGCUCCUCGAGGGCCGCCUCCCGGCCUCCGCGUCGCGGGCCCGCGCGUGGCGCCGCGACCGACUCCUCCACCCGCUCCACCUCCACCACAGCUUCCCGCUCCCGCGCCGCGGCCGCUACCCGGACGAUGACCACGACGUCCUGCUCCACCCGCUCCCGCGCCACGAGCAGCUCCACAUCGACCCCGCCCUCCGCCGGGACCUCCGCUCCUGGCACCGCCUCCGCCGCUACGACCCUGCCGUCCUCGCCAGCCUCUCCUCCCUGCUCUCCAUCCCCGGGCGCAUCUCCUCCUGCGCCGUCGUCGGCAACAGCGGCAUCCUCCUGCGCGCCCACCACGGCGCCCUCAUCGACUCCCACGCCGCCGUGUUCCGCCUCAACAACGCCCGCAUCUCAGGCUACGCCGCGCACGUCGGCAGCAAGACCAACUUCUCCUUCAUUAACAGCAACAUCCUUCACCUCUGCGCGCGCCGACCCGGCUGCUUCUGCCACCCCUACGGCCACGGCGUCCCCAUCCUGCUCUACAUCUGCCAGGCCGCCCAUUUCCUCGACGUCGCCGCCUGCAACGCCACCUCGUCCUCCCGCCACGGCUCCCCCAUCUCCGUCACCGACGCCCGCCUCGACGUCCUCUGCGCGCGCAUCGUCAAGUACUACUCCCUCCGCCGAUUCGUUGCCGAGACCGGCCGCGUGCCCGAGGAGUGGGACCGCGCGCACGACGCCUCCAUGUUCCAUUACUCGUCCGGGAUGCAGGCCAUCAUGGUCGCGGUGGGAGUGUGCGACAGAGUCAGCGUGUUCGGCUUCGGCAAGUCUUCCGACGCCAAGCACCAUUACCACAGCAACCAAAAGGCUGAGCUAGACCUCCACGACUACGAAGCGGAGUACGCUUUCUACCACGACCUGUCCGAGCAUCCGCAGGUAGUCCCGUUCCUCAAGGAUUCCGGGCUCGCCGUCCCGCCCGUCGUCUUCUACCAUUAG